GAUUUCGAAGACCUUGACAUGGCCAACGAGACGGACACACUGGGCGAGUUCCUCAAACUCACAGACGAAGAGAAGAAGAGCAUCAAGAUCGGGAUCACGAGUCUCUUACCCGAAGAGAGAGCCAAGCAACAGCAGGAGGGGGAGAAGAUGACCAAUGGCGUGUCAGCCAGUCGAGAGGCUGAGGUGAACGAGGUACCAGCUGCCGCAACUGAGUCCACCACAGAAGACAAAGGGUUGAGAGAAACGGAAGAUGUCAGUGGAAUGGUGAAUGAGGAACCAGCGGCAGAAGGUGUUGAUGCAGAAGUGAUCUCCGAAGAGUUGAAAGAAGAGAAAGUCGAAGGGAUGGAGGCUGCUGGUGAGGUUGAGGAAGAGAAGGAGAAAGAGAAGGAGAAAGAGGAGGAGGAAGGAGAGGAAGAGGAAGAGGAAGAAGAAGAGGGAGAAGAGGAAGGUGAGGCAGGAGAAGCAGACACAUCAACGAAAGUCAAAGAAGUGGAAGAGGAGGAAGCCGAAGCAUAGAGAUGAUCAUAGACCUUAAGACAAAACCUACAUUAAGCCUGCCAGUCACCAAUCAGACAUGAUGAAAGGGAAAGUAGGAGACAGCCAGUGGUACACAUAUUAGUGAUCCAUCAAUGCAGUAAAAGGCAACAAGAGGAGAAUCUUACUACCUAGAUUGAGCCCAUACCGUUGAUCAACAUUUAAUUUUUUUUGUUUUGUUUUUGUAAGUAAGAUGACUAUUUGGCUAGCAACAGAGCAUUUUGAAUACCACUGCCAACAAGCUGCUCACAGCCAACUCCUUGUAUGGUGAAGAUAAAGAAUGAAAAGAAAAGAAAGAAAAUUACUGCAUUCUAAGAUAGGUUAUAUAAAACUACCAACCCUUUCUCUAAUGACUUCAUUCACAAGCCCAUUUCAACCAUGUUCCUAUACUUUACAUGACAAAUCAUAUUGCCUGGGUGUGUCCUGGAGCCGAAAAUUGCCAACUCAGUUUAAGAAAAAACAAAUAAACCAAAAAAAAAAAAAAAAGCGAAA
Penaeus monodon (black tiger shrimp) is the source of this 1026-nucleotide messenger RNA. Its product is annotated as SH3 domain-binding glutamic acid-rich protein homolog. The record is from RefSeq and is a predicted model, not a curated record. Gene Ontology annotation, cellular component: cytoplasm. Lineage: Eukaryota; Metazoa; Arthropoda; Malacostraca; Decapoda; Penaeidae.